Molecule: messenger RNA, 672 nt
Organism: Lolium rigidum
Lineage: Eukaryota; Viridiplantae; Streptophyta; Magnoliopsida; Poales; Poaceae
Product: dehydration-responsive element-binding protein 1B-like
Exons: 1
Coding region: 1-672 (223 amino acids)
Biological process (GO): regulation of DNA-templated transcription
Molecular function (GO): DNA-binding transcription factor activity; DNA binding
Source: RefSeq, a predicted model, not a curated record
AUGGACGCCGCCGCCGACACCGCCUCCCCGUCCGACUCCGGCCAGGAGGAGCAGGCGCGCCACAGGACGGUCUGCUCGGAGCCACCCAAGCGGCCCGCGGGCCGCACCAAGUUCCACGAGACGCGCCACCCGCUCUACCGCGGCGUGCGGCGCCGGGGCCGCGUCGGCCAGUGGGUGUGCGAGAUGCGCGUCCAGGGGGGCAGGGGCUACAGGCUCUGGCUCGGCACCUUCGCCAGUGCCGAGAUAGCCGCGCGCGCGCACGACGCCGCCGCGCUCGCGCUCUCCGGCAGCGCUGCCUGCCUCAACUUCGCCGACUCCGCGUGGCGGAUGCUCCCCGUGCUCGCCGCCGGCUCCUCUGGCUUCGGCAGCGCGCGGGAGAUCAAGGAAGCCGUCGCCCUCGCCGUCGUCGCGUUUCAGCUAUGCCCAGUCGCGGAGUCCUCCCUAGCCGCGGAGACGGACGUCAACGGCUCGCCCACGCCCACCGCUCUGUUCUACAUGUCAUCCGGAGACCUGCUGGAGCUCGACGAAGAGCACUGGUUCGGCGGCAUGGUUGCGGGGACCUACUACGAGAGCCUUGCGCAGGGCAUGCUCGUGGAGCCGCCGGACGCCGGAGCGUGGGGUGAGGACGGCAGCGUGGCGGAGACGCCGCUCUGGAGCUACAUGUUCCAGUAG